Messenger RNA from Arachis ipaensis, 1688 nucleotides. The record is from RefSeq and is a predicted model, not a curated record. NCBI's taxonomy places the organism in Eukaryota, Viridiplantae, Streptophyta, Magnoliopsida, Fabales, Fabaceae.
AGUCCAAGAAAUGUACCCAAACGCCAACCACAGGUUCUGUGCCAUGCAUAUAUGGCAAAACUUUCGCAAGAAAUGGGGUGACUUGCAGCUGAAGAAGUGUAUGUGGUCAUGUGCUAAGGCCUCUACGACACAGGACUUCAAUGCUGCAAUGGAUAAGCUGAAAAAGAUCAACGUAGGGGCUUGGGAAUACUUGGACAAGAUUAGUCCGAAACAGUGGAGUAGAGCACAUUUUAGUGAGUAUCCUAAGAUGGAUAACUACACCAAUAAUAACUGCAAGGUGUUUAAUGCCAAGGUUAAAAAGAUGAGGGGGAAACCUAUUAUAACCAUGUUGGAAGAAGUGAGGUGCUACGUCAUGCGAAUCAUGGCAAAGAACAAGAAGGCCUGAAUUGGGUACAGUGGGAGGUUAGCCCCAACCCAACAAAGCAGAUUAGAAAGAGAGAAGAGAGAGAGCAACAAAUGGAGACCCCUUCCAACCGGAGAUGACGCGGGAAAAGUUUAUGAAGUCCAAUGUCUUCCCAUGAAGGUCAGUGUGGACUUGGGCAAAGGUACAUGUAGUUGUAGACUCUGGCAAUUGACUGGGCUACCUUGUAGACAUGCAUGUACUGCUUUAGCUUACCAGAAUAGAAGACCUGAAGAGUAUGCACAUAACUGGCUAACUAUGGGGGCUUAUAAUGCUGCAUAUUAGACUUCAAUGCGCCCAGUUCCAAGCCAAGAGUUCUGGGAGCACGUUGAUACCCUACCAAUUCUGCCACCCAGGUACAAAAAGCCAAUCGGAAGACCUUCAUUGAAAAGAGACAAAAGAAAUGAUGCCCCUAAGGAUAAGAGUGAUCCUCAUAGAACUAAGAGGAGGAUUGGCACCAUCGUAUGCAAAUACUGCCUCCAAGCUGGUCAUAACAACCGAAGCUGUAACAAGAGAAAGGAAGUAAUGGGUGAAGCGAGUGCUGCACCACAAGUCCCUGCAAGUGAUGAGGAUGAAGAUAUGCUGGCUGAGAUGUACUAUGAGGAGACAUUAGAAGCUGCCAAGGCUGAAGCAGCAGCAACUGAGGUGGGAAACGGUUCCACAGCAGCCCAGACUUCACAGCCUCCACCCCCGAUGCCACAACCAACAGCCACACAACCCCAUGAUACAACAACCACUGGAGCAGCCAAGAAACAACAUAAAAGGAGAAGUGUCAAGUGACCACCCCCCUUCUGCACAUACCCCACAAACUUCUGCACCAUCUCCGAAGAAUCCAACCACAACCCCUUCCACACACAACUCUCAAACAACCCCAAAUCCACUGCAGGGUGCUAGUGCAGGGACAACCACAAGGUUUGUGCAGUUCAUGCCUACAACGGAUGUGGACGGUAUUUCUAGAACUAGAGGCAUAGCUGUUAGAGGCAGGGGUGAAGGAAGAGGUCGAGGCAGGAGAGGUGCAUCAAGCGGAGCCAAAAAUAGAAUCUCCAACGGGAGCAGUAACUCAACACCAAUGUCAUAGACUGUGUUGCUUAUGUUUUUUUGCUAUUUUGAUGUAAUUGCCAUUACUGAUAUACUAAUUUUAGGGCACUGGUUGGUUUAUUACACUAUGUUGGAGUAAGCAGCAUUGCUGUUUUGGUUGUUCUGACUGUGAAAUACUACUUCUGCUGUAUUUAACUAUGUUUUUUGGUUUAUUUCAUGGUCAGUCCACUUUUUGAUUAGCUUUCUUGGU